CAAAGCAUAUUCUAAUACACAAACGCUAUUUUCCAAAAAUGAGUUCCGAAGAUACAAAAGAGAAAAUACUAAAUCUUGCAAGAAAAAGCUCGAAAGGAAUUACAGACAAGGAUAUAAUUGCUGAAAUACCUGGCAUAUCAUCAGUAGAACUAGUAACUGCUUUAAAUGAUCUGCUGAAACAAGAACGUUUUGAUUUAUUUAAUCAAAACGGAUCUUUAAUUUAUAAGUUGAAAACUCAAACAAAUAAGCACGCAAUCAAAGGAGCAGAUAAUGAAGAAAAGGUAGUCUAUAAUCUGAUUGAAGAAGCAGGAAAUAAAGGAAUUUGGAUUAGAGAUAUUAGGAUCCGUUCGAAUCUUGCAAACACUCAACUGACUAAAGUCCUCAAAAAUUUGGAAAGUAAAAAAGUGAUAAAAGCUGUGAAAUGUGUUAAUGCCUCUAAAAAGAAGGUUUAUAUGCUUUACAACUUGGAACCAGAUAGAUCAUUGACAGGGGGAGCUUGGUACCAAGACCAAGACUUUGAAUCCGAGUUUGUAGAUGUCCUCAAUGUACAAUGCCACAGGUUCUUGAGUCAAAGAGCUGAUAAUAUGAGAAACAAUCCUAGGGGACCUGUUUUUGGACGAACACAAGCUUAUGCCACUGCUACUGAAGUCCAAAAAUAUAUUACUGAUCUGGGAAUUAGUAAAGUUGUAUUAGAUGUUGAUGAUGUGACAACAAUUUUAAACACCCUAGUGUAUGAUGGGAAGGUAGAAAAAAGUGUGUUUCCCGAUGGAAGUAAUGUAUAUAGAGCUAUAGAAACUCUUAUACCAUCUUCAGGCCUUGUUCAAGUGCCAUGUGGAAUAUGCCCCUUGAUUCAAAGAUGUAAUUCCUCAGGACUAAUUACUCCACAAGUUUGUAAUUAUAUGACUGAAUGGUUGGAAUAAUUAAAAAAAAAAU
This is a messenger RNA of Bombyx mandarina (wild silkworm), 933 nucleotides long. It is a transcript of the gene Polr3F, whose product is annotated as RNA polymerase III subunit F. Lineage: Eukaryota; Metazoa; Arthropoda; Insecta; Lepidoptera; Bombycidae. The record is from RefSeq and is a predicted model, not a curated record. Gene Ontology annotation, cellular component: RNA polymerase III complex. Gene Ontology annotation, biological process: transcription by RNA polymerase III.